GAGUUUGAGCGUUAAAAUGACAGUUAACGGUGUUGAAGAAAACAAAGGAGAAGAAGCUUCCUAUACAUUCAUCAUCCAAACUGGUUCUUACAUUCCUUCCAAGAAGUCAACCAAGAAAUGGGACGAUGGAAUGAUGAUUUUGACGGUUAACCCUGGAUGUGAGACUUCGGAAUCCAAACCCCUUAAAGUCAAGGAACUCUUCCCGAUGAUGACAGAAGGGGCAGUGACGGUAGAUUUUUGGCUUCCCGCCAAUGUAGGGGUACCAAAACUGAUUAAAGUAGACUUGGAAAGCAACAGAUUUGAACUUGUGAAGGAUGCUCUGUAUGUACGGGAAAUAACAAUCGUGUAUAACCGGGACCCUUACCGUUUCCCCAUCAAAAACUUUGUGUACCCUCAUAACCCGAUGCGAGGAAACCCUACUGUUGCCGAAUUGGGAUGCCCGCCACAUUUUCUCGUUCGAGAGGGAGCUGGAACUCUGAAACACCAAGAAACUGAGGACUUCAUCAUCAAAGCAAGAGAAGAAGAUUUGCAAACCAUUCACUCCUUGGUUCAGUGGAAUGAUUUCAAAAAUGAAUCAAGUGAAUAUUUUUAUCCCGGUUACUUGAACAUCAUGGAGUAUGACAAUCUACCGAGGUUUCUAAAGUUUAGGGAAGCGAAAUUAGACGCUUUUAACGAUUUGAGGGCUGAAGGAGUGAAAAAGAUUAAAAAUAACGCUUUGUCAAACAUAAAGGAAAAAAUCUUAGGAAAGUACAAAGAGGAAAAGGCCGACUCUUUUCAGAAAUACAGAGAUUAUAUGAAAGAGCAAUCAGAUGAAAUGGAAUGGCCCAAAGACCUUGUCCUUGAUGCAUUGAAAGUUUCCAAAGUAUUCCGUCAGGAUGAAGAGUUCGGAAGACAGAUGCUGUGUGGCCCCAACUCUUUGCACAUCAGAAGGGUAACAUCCCUGGAGGGACGCUGGGCUGGAGGAACAGUUCCCGACCACGCAUUGGAAAAUAAAUCCGUGCAGGACGUGAUAGGAGAAGGACAUUUGUUUGAGGUUUGCUUCGACGACUUAGUUGGUAUCCCUCAUGGUGGGGCAUUCAGCAAAAAGCUGACCGGAACAGCACAAACUUGGUAUGUGUGUCUCGCCGAUUGUCUUCUGUAUCAGAGAGAUGAUGGAAAGUUGGUUCCUGUUCUGAUUCGAUUAGAAAACAGAGCUGAUGGGGAGCCUGAAACUUGGUGGUCCCCUCCUAGUCCUGAUAUAACGGAUUUGAAUGACCCCGAACAUCUAGCCUGGCUAUACGCCAAAAUGUGGUUUAGGUGUGCUGAUCUAGGUGUAUAUUCUCUGUGCACCCACUACGCUAGAGGUCACGCCACCAACGAAAUCUUUGCAGUAGCAGCUUACCGAAACCUGCCAAAUGCCCAUCCCAUCUUUAGGUUACUGCAGCCCCACAUUCAGGGUAUAAUCCCGGUCAAUGUUCAAGCAAGAGCUGUGUUGAUAAAUCCUGAUCAAAAUGCCUUUGCCCUAUUCCUCUCAGCAGGUGAUAGUUUGAAGAUACUUCUUCACAACUACUACCAAACCUUUGAUUACGCAGACCUGAAUUUAGAAAAGAACUUUGAAAAACGUGGUGUUAAAGACAUUCCUGAGUAUUUAUACAAAGAAGACACUCUUGAUUACUGGAAAUACAUCGGUGAAUACGUCUCUGAGAUGGUCAAUUUGACAUACCCCUCCGAUGAAGACGUCGUCAAAGAUCUUGAGCUUCAGAACGUCUUCAAAGACUUGGUUGACUUUGGCUUCCAUGGCUACGAAAACGGUGCUGGUUUCCCACGAUCAAUGGCCAAUAGAGAACAGCUAGUUGAGUAUCUAACAUGCGUCAUCGUCAACAUCUCUGUGUUCCAUACCGCGGUCAACUUCCAGACAUUCACCACUUACACCUUCCCGCCGAAUGUCCCCUCGUGCAUGACCCUCCCUCCUCCUAAACAAGAUACAAAGGUCACCAUGGAUAUGAUACUGGACGCUCUUCCUGUGUUGGAGCUCCACUUCAUUGCCAUGAACAUAUCAAAUAACCUGGGACAGUACUCUCCUAUUGAGAGAUUCUACCUCGACUCACCUGGAGAGAACAAACUUGGCAUUUUUGGAGAGAACAUGGCUGUUUCUCCUGAGCAGGAGGCGUGCAUGCAACGGAUGACGGAGAAAAUGAGGGGAUUGAAGGCGAAAAUUGACGCUAGAAACGUUGGACGAUAUAUUAAGUAUGAUGUUUUGAGUCCAGUCAACACUCCUCUGACCACCCAGACUUAAUAACGAACAGACUGAAGUAUGACAAACUGCCUUAUUAUUGUGACGUUUUUCUUUUGUGCUAUAUUACUAGGUAGUUGAUUAUAUAAUUAUAUUAUUAGUUGAUCUCAGAUAUUUCAGGAAACUAAAACGCAAUAUUCAAUGAAAAUUUGCGAUAUGGAUGGUUCAUCAAUUUUAAAUGUGUUUAACUUUCAGAAGAUUUUGAUAUGAUCUGUUUUGUUUUGUGCAACAUUUAUAGUCUGAUAUUUUAAAUUCUAAUUUAAUACUCCUCUGAUCACCGAGUUAACAAUAAACAGACUUAUGAUACGUAAUGAGCUUAAUAUGAGUUGCUUUAUUAUUACCAAGUAUUCUGCAAAGUUGCACGCAAGCUUAACCAUCACUUUUAUUUUGCAUGGUUUGAUCGAUUCAAAUUAUGCUAUGUUUCUUUUUCAAAACCUUUUACUA
Messenger RNA from Bolinopsis microptera, 2716 nucleotides. Its product is annotated as polyunsaturated fatty acid 5-lipoxygenase-like. Gene Ontology annotation, biological process: lipid oxidation. The transcript has a single exon. Gene Ontology annotation, molecular function: metal ion binding; oxidoreductase activity, acting on single donors with incorporation of molecular oxygen, incorporation of two atoms of oxygen. Lineage: Eukaryota; Metazoa; Ctenophora; Tentaculata; Lobata; Bolinopsidae. The record is from RefSeq and is a predicted model, not a curated record. Bases 17 to 2275 code for a protein of 752 amino acids.